Eublepharis macularius is the source of this 6613-nucleotide messenger RNA. RefSeq names its product target of myb1 like 2 membrane trafficking protein (gene TOM1L2). The transcript has 15 exons. Gene Ontology annotation, molecular function: ubiquitin binding; clathrin binding; phosphatidylinositol binding. Gene Ontology annotation, biological process: signal transduction. NCBI's taxonomy places the organism in Eukaryota, Metazoa, Chordata, Lepidosauria, Squamata, Eublepharidae. Gene Ontology annotation, cellular component: membrane; endosome. The record is from RefSeq and is a predicted model, not a curated record. Bases 27 to 1556 code for a protein of 509 amino acids.
CCGGUCGCGUUUGUUGUCAUCCUAAGAUGGAGUUUCUGCUGGGGAAUCCCUUCAGCACCCCGGUGGGGCAGAGCCUCGAAAAGGCCACAGAUGGCUCCCUACAGAGCGAAGACUGGACGUUGAACAUGGAAAUAUGUGAUAUCAUCAAUGAAACCGAAGAAGGCCCUAAGGAUGCCAUCCGAGCACUCAAGAAGAGGCUGAAUGGGAACAAGAACUUCAGAGAAGUCAUGCUGGCUCUAACGGUUCUGGAAACCUGUGUAAAGAACUGUGGUCAUCGCUUUCACAUCCUGGUAGCCAACCGUGACUUCAUAGACGGCGUCCUGGUGAAAAUAAUCUCUCCCAAGAACAACCCCCCCACUAUUGUCCAGGAUAAAGUUCUUGCCCUAAUUCAGGCCUGGGCUGAUGCCUUUCGAAGCAGUCCGGACUUAACUGGCGUAGUGCACAUUUAUGAAGAACUCAAAAGGAAAGGAGUGGAAUUUCCAAUGGCUGACCUUGAUGCUCUUUCUCCUAUACACACACCCCAGAGAAGUGUCCCUGAAGUCGACCCAGCGGCCACCAUGCAUACAUCCCAAUCUCAGCCAAGGAUGAGCUCCUCUUCCUAUACCUCACCUUCACCACCAGCCUACUCAGCCCCUCAAACUCCUGCACUGAACGUGACUGGCCCCAUCAUCGCAAAUACAGAACAGAUCGCACGACUGCGCAGCGAACUAGACGUUGUCCGUGGGAACACCAAAGUGAUGUCCGAGAUGCUCACAGAAAUGAUCCCUGGCCAGGAAGAUUCUUCAGACCUUGAGUUGCUCCAGGAGCUGAACCGGACAUGCCGAGCUAUGCAGCAGAGGAUUGUGGAGCUCAUCUCCCGAGUGUCCAAUGAAGAAGUCACGGAAGAACUGCUGCACGUGAAUGACGAUCUGAACAACGUCUUCCUCCGAUACGAGAGGUUUGAACGAUACCGAUUGGGCCGGUCAACGCAGAAUGCCAGUAACGGGGUUCUCAAUGAAGUGACUGAGGAUAACUUAAUAGACCUGGGGCCUGGCUCCCCAGCUGUGGUUAGCCCCAUGGUUGCAAGCACAGCUCCUCCGACAUCGACCCUUUCCACCCAACUUGCUGGGCUUGAGUUGGGCACCAACAACGUAAGUGGCACACUCAGCUCUCUUCAGCCCUCCAACCCCCGUGAUGACUUUGACAUGUUUGCACAAACGCGAGGCAAUUCAUUGGCAGAUCAGCGCAAGACCGUGACCUAUGAAGACCCUCAGGCUGUUCGAGGGCUGGCAUCUGCUCUGGACGUUCGGAAACAGACCACAGGAGGGAUUCCAGUUGCUCAGUCCUCUGUCAUGGAUGACAUAGAGGAAUGGCUAAGUACCGAUGUGAAAGGAGAUGAACUGGAAGAAGGAGUGACAAGUGAAGAGUUUGACAAAUUUCUCGAAGAACGCGCCAAAGCUGCUGAAAGGAUCCCCAACUUGCCCUCACUGCCGACAGAAGAGCCUGCUCUGCCGCCGGUGAACUUGCCCAGCAAAAAGAAGUCAGAGCGCACGGAAGAUGCCCUCUUUGCCCUGUAAUGCUUCUUCUCUUCCUGGCUGUCUGUGGAAAGAACUACAGCCAGGGCUGUCGAGUUCUCCUUAUACCUGGCUUAGCCCUCUCCUGGGCUCCGUAAACAGCCUCUUGCAGCUCUCUGAAAUGAUCCAACCCAAAUAAGCUAACUUUUAAAGAGUAUUUAAGCCCCAUCUUGUCAUACCCGUGGUUAUUCUCCAUGCUCGCUUAAUCCCCUCUGUCCCACCCCGGUCAUAAGUGCUGAGAGUCCUCGUUUUUAAAAUGAUGCAUGAGUGUUUCCCUCACUUCAAAUGUGGGAGGAGUGGUGGGGGAACAGUCCUGACUUCCGUUGAAGCUAACCUCUCCUGCAGGGCAAUCCCCACACAUGGAGUGUAUCUGAUGCAGCUGAGUAUCGGUGCCUGUUGUGCAACAAAUUGAUCUCACGUGUACACGCCAACUGCACCCCUACCUCCCUUUCCGUACGGCUACUUUGGUGUCAGCUGCCCUUGCUAUCAGUGGUAGCCUUUUGAUCCUGCUCAGUUUUCUUCCAACUAGCUUUCCGGUGAAGAUUGUAAACUGCAGGGAGAAUUACAGCAUCUGAGACGUGGGCAAAGUCUCUCUCUUUGUGAGAGGAGAACUUUCAGCUAAAAGGCUUGCCAAAGGUACUUUCCUAGGCGAGGACACAAGUGAGUAGUCUCCCAGUAGGUCUGGGCCAGCUCACUCGCUGUUUGGCCGCCUCCAUGCUUGGACUUGUCAGGGCAGAGUUAGAACAUAUUUUUCUGGUGUAGUGGGGUGGCCUUCCCACAGUUCCUUGCGAGAAAGCCUGCCAAAUAGAGGUAGAAAAGGAGGAGGUCUUCUCUUGAGAGCGUAGCUUGCUGUUUGUGGGUAUUGUUGCAACAACAUAGCAAUAUGUUUUGGACCCGACUUGUAUGUGGGGGGUGUGGUACGGUUGUGCUUCUCCUCCUCUUUCCUGGUAUUGUUGGAUGACUGAGUCUUACGGCACAUGCUUUCCAUGGGAAGGCUUCCUGUGUGGACAUCACUGGAAGUGUUUUGAUGUGGGAAUGCCCCACAUUGCAUGAGAUGGCAACGCAUCCAAACAUUGCUGGCAUGGAAUGUGAGAUCCAGUCUCAGGAGAGUGGCAGCUAUAAAUGGCAUUUAAGUUCAGAAAGAUGUGGAACCAUGAGGCCGUUCUUGGUUUUGCAUGCAUGGGAUCAAAAAGAAUGGAGCCUCUGAUCCUGUAUCUUAGGCAUUUGACUUGUGCAUUCCAUAUAGCCAGGUUGCUAGAGCCUUACUUUCAGCCAUUGGUCUGGAGGAGGCACUUGCUUGACUGCUGAUGUUCCGAUUGUACCUUGGCCAUGUGAUUACUCUAUACAGCGGGUUUUUUUCUUUCGGGGAAGGGGUGUGUGGGAUUGUGUGUAAUGCCUUCAGAAGUCACAUUGAUCAUUGGAGGCCCUGCUGUUGCCAAGUGCCCCAGUUUGCUUUGGAAAGAGAACUGCAUGACCUAAAAGCAGAAACAACAAAACCAGUUGUGCCAGUUCCAUCCCAUCUGGGUUCUGCUCAGAAAUCCACCACCCAGAAGAAGGAAACCAGAAGGGAGUGUGGGUAGAUAGUGGUGACCUCUUUGGGUGGGAUGGACAAGGAUCCUCUUCAGUCAAGGUUAGGUGGGAAGAUAAGCAGCUUGCAGCUGGUGGUGCCCUUGGCCCCCAGCCAGGUGGGCAAUUUGCCUUGCACCUUGCAAGUCGUUCAAGAGCAAGCCUGAUUUAACUGGGGAAGAUGUACAAGCAGUAGCCCACCUUCACAUCAUCGUUUCUAGGGUACCUUUCCAAAAUGGUUCUUGAGCUGCUGCAGUACUUUCCAUGAUGGGUGACGUUAUUACCUUUUUAGAGAGAGAGAGACUUGAGACAGUUUCCCUGUUUUGAAGCCAGAGCCCACAUGGUCAUGUAAACUGGGCCUAGUUUCUGAUUUCAGACUACCUGAUGACUCAAGGAAGGCCUUCAAAGGUGUGGUUGGGUGGUGGAGUGGAAGAGGCUGAGGGUAGGGGAACCCAAAGAACAGAGGGUUAUGAUGGAAGGUGGGGUUGCUCUGGACCAAACCAGGAAAGGCCAGUCCAAACCAGUGGCAUGUUAUAGCUCAGAGUUGUCAUUAGGAUAAGAGGGAACAUGGUUUGUUCAGCAGCAAGCGGUCGGUUCAUAGGAGUGCAAUGGCUGCUAGACAUUUACCCAAAGAAGGUUAGAAAGAUGAACCUCUGCUCUGCCACAGGAUGCAAUCCAGUGACCGUUGAUCUUGUAUUCAUAGUGUGGUUCCUGUGUUGGGGCCUUACCUAAAUUUUGCAUGGAGAAUAAGUUGUUCUGUGAAACGCAUAUCCCCCCUCCCCUUUCUAACAUUGCUCUUAUUCUCCCACCCUUUCCCCAAAAUGACUUCCCUGUGUAUGCUACCGUCCUGCGAAACAAUAGGCGUCCCAAAGGGUGAGACCUUUUAUAAAACAGGACAGUUGCUAGCAUGGUAUAAGGGAUUCCCCUCCACCUCCAGCAGCUCCCUAUUGCAAGUGUUGUGAGAGCUGAUAAUGCUUUGAUUUCUGCUGACCCAAGUUUUCUGCCACCUAGCAGAUGCGAAAGCCUCCUAGCAUUCCCUUGUAUCUCAGCGAUCCCCUCUGUUUCUUUGCUGUCUUCAUUAAGUGAUGUGCUGAAUUGUCAAGAUAUUGUUUCUAGUUCCAUCUCAGUGGCAGGGAGGUCUUUAGUAUACUUUGCUUCCCCUCCUCCCUUCCCUGUCCCAUAUCUUCAGGCACAAAAAAGUAAACAGGUCAGCUAUGAUACUAGGAAUCAAAAGGGAAAGUUUGCUCCUCUCAGGCUAGAAACGGUUUUUUCCUGGCAAGGGAGCUUGAGUCUCUUGGUCAGGCAGCACUGCUCUCUGUUACUAAUUGCUAAAUAAUGUUAAAUUAUUGCUGAAAACCCCUUCUUUAAACACUAACUUAGGUUUAAAAUAUUUAUUUGGGCCUCUUCCUAUGGGAAAUUCUCCUGCCUUUGGCCUCUUGAAAUGAAUGGGAGAUGCUACUGGCUCGUCUCUAUUUCAGCGGGGUAGGCACAGGGGAACGUCUCACUGGAUCAAGCCUCAGUUGUUACUGCUGUAUUCCACUCCACUGUUGUUGUAUCUUUAAUUGCCUUUGUUAACACCUCUGUGUGCUAAGAUUUUUUUUUUAAAAAAAAGUUUGAUUUGGGCGUGUCACCUUUAUUUCUUUUGAAAAAAUUGCCACGUGUAGAUCUAUCUAGAACAAGUGCAAUACCUAAUCUGCUUUUACAAACCCUUGGGACUAUACAAAUAUUCUAAUUAAAGAGAGAAACAUGCUAUAUCCAGCUGGGAAAGGUGUCUGUUUGCCACAGUCAUUGAGAAGCCAACGGACUCUUUCUCUUUUUUCAUCCGGGGAAGGAAACUGGACGCCCCCUCCAGAUUUUUACAUUGCGUUAAGGGGCGCUCUUGGCCAUUUCCCCUGCAGAAUGCCACCUUCUUUCCCUUUCCCAAGCUGGAGGUGCUGAUUUCAAGAUACCCGCUGCUUGCUUCUCUGGGGCAAACCUCAGUCCUGCUGUUUGCUAGAGAAACCACUGCCUACUUGGUGCUGUUGGCACUGCCCUGGAAAGGAGGCUGCGCUGCUCGCAUUCGUUCUGCUCCUUCUUGAGUCCUCUUGCAUGUGAUGACAAAUUUGAACUGCUUUCAUGCUAAUUUCAGAUUGGAGGUUUAAGUAGAGGAAUUUACUCAUGAACAAGACCAGAUUUGCUCCUUUGGAUCUCCUCCUGAUGCCUCCCCAGCCUGGAAAACCGAGCUUGGAACCUCUCUUGGAAGAGUGUUGCACAUUCCCCAGACCAGUCUGUGUGACAUGAGGCAAGCUGGUUUUUUCAGCCAAUGGAGGCAGUCCUAGAAGUAUUGACUUGGCUUUGAAUGCAAGAUGUGGCAAAAGCCAUCAAGAGGAAGACCGUUCCUUUCCCUCAAUUCUCCAGUGGUGUCCACCACGAGCAUCCCGUUUUCACACGUUCAGAGUUGGACUAGCCUGGACGGUCACAGUUGGCUAGGAACAUGCUGAACUGAGCCCCAGUGGUGUUGGCUUCGACCCAGCUGGGGUGGCAAAUAUAUUCCUUCCUCCCAUGCCAUUAGCGUCCAGGCUCGAGCAGAGCAGCUGGCUGAGUCCCAGCCAUCAGAAAUAGGUGAAAAAAAUGACAGACCUGUCGUCCUUGCCACUGGCUACUCCAUCUGGCUUUCCCUGGGGUUGUUCUGCCAUCCCAACCCCAAAGAGACUUCCCACAUUGACACCUGCAGAUGGCGGAAACCAUGCCUGAAUCUGUAAUCCAAAACCGGCUACUGCUUUUUAAACAUAACUGCCCAGGGAGUGGAUUGCCUAGAAAUUCCCCUCUUUUCUGUAUGAAAUUUCAAAACCUUUGCCUUUCCCCCUUUAGGCAUGCAGUGACUGAACCUAUAGCCAUCUAGAUGAAAAAGAAUAAUAAAAACUGGAUUUGUGGGUCCCAUCUCUGUUACAACCACACAUUCCGUUUCCUGGCCGCUCUUUCUGCAUCACAAGUAAAUGCUUCAACAUGGUAUAUCCUAUCCAUUAGGAUUCUUUUUAAUGUGCAAUUUCUUUUUACCCCCUCCCCAUCUGCUAACAGUUACAUCCCACCAGACUUUAUGUCAUAACCUACUUUGUAGCAUCUCCCUUUGUAUGUUUAAAGCUCUAGGCUUGUCUGGAUUAAAAGAUGGAUAAUAUUUAUUUACUGAAAACAUUUACAUGUUUUUGUUUUGUUUGUUUGGGUGAGAAGGCUGUGGAGGGGGAAAAGGGAAUUUUUUUAAUGUAAAAAAAGCACUGUAAAAAUAAUUCUUAAACUCCUUUAAUUAUGUUGGCUUCUCCCCGCCCUCCUCAUUCAUGAUGAUGUCUUGAUGUGGGCAAAACUCAUGGGUGGUAUUUUUUGUUUUGCAUUAAGGAUGUGUAACUAAUCCCCUGUCACUUAACAUUUUCUCUUGUUCCAGAAAUCACCCUCGUCUCUCUGUACAUUUUUGGUUCUUGCAUGUGAAAUAGUCAAAUAAAAGAACUUUAGUGCAUACAGUA